Molecule: messenger RNA, 627 nt
Organism: Cooperia oncophora
Lineage: Eukaryota; Metazoa; Nematoda; Chromadorea; Rhabditida; Trichostrongylidae
Source: the annotation of a GenBank genome assembly
AUGGAGCUGUAUACGAUGUGUGAUGCGGUAUCGGCUCAGGUUGGAGGAUUGCCAGAUAGCGUUCUGCGACCGGCAAUGUUGCACACUCUGCAAAGGCAUCUUACUGAGGCACAAACUGCUUGGAUGAGGGAACAUCUGCAAGAUUUGAUAAAGGGCUGGAAGCAAGAAGUAAGAAGAGAAACCUUUGUUGACCGGCCAACAUUGGUCCAGAUGAAGGCUGCUGAGUAUGUCCCGGUGGCACCAAGUAGGAAACGAUUCAGGGGGAAGAACUCAGCAGAAUCUCGUGCCGGUCGUGUGAUGAUGGGUGUAGGUGCCUUACUGGAAGCUCAACGUCAAAAAAUGGUAACCGAAGAAGGCGAGUUAGAAGUGGAAGAAGACGAGCAAGGCAAUAUCAUGCUUGGCGGAGAAGCACUAAGUUUUGAAUCAUGGGCCAAGUUAACCAAAACAAACCAACCAGACAUCGUUUGUGCGAGGUUACCAGGUGAUGAACCGGAAGCUAAAAAGCCGAAACCCGAAGAGCACGAAUUUAAAAAGCUGAAGUGGGUUAUUAUUUUCCCAUCAGUUGGUCUUUUUUUUGAGAAACCUGUGCUAUUCCACCCUCACCUCCAUGUUGUUUCUGAUAGAUAA